AUGCCGCUCAAUUCAAAAGCAGUCUACUCCAAACUCAAUGCGGACUUCGUCCCGUUCUCCAGCCGGAGAAGUACCGUUCAUAGUACCAAAGGCAUUGUCUCGUGCACGCAGCCUCUAGCCGCGGCUGCGGGACAGAGGAUUCUGAAAGAGGGCGGAAAUGCUGCUGACGCCGCCGUAGCCGUAGCAGCGGCAUUAAACAUCACGGAACCAAGCUCCACUGGCAUCGGAGGUGACAUGUUCUGUCUCUACUACGAUGCCAAAACCAAGAAGGUCGGCUCUCUUAAUGGUUCUGGCCGCUACGCCGGCAAUGCAAGCCUCGAGAAGGUCCGAGGUGACUUGAAUAUCGCGCCUGAGAAUCAGGGUGGUCGUAUUCCCAUGACCAGUGCUCUUGCGGUGACUGUUCCCGGUGCUGCGGCAGGGUGGAUUGAUACAAUUGAGAAGUUUGGGAGUGGGAAGUUGUCAUUGGAGGAGAUUUUGAAGCCGGCUAUUGAGCUGGGAGAGGAGGGGUUUCCGGUUUCGGAGUUGGCUUCCUCGUUUUGGCAAGAAAGCGAGAACCUACUCCGCAAUGCAUCCCCGAAUUUCCGGGAGAUGCUCAAGACAGACCCCAACGGCAAAGAUGGUGUCAGAAGCCCUCUGCCCGGAGAUAUCCUGAAGAACCCAACGUUAGCCCAGACCUUCCGCUCUCUAGCAGCAGAAGGCAAGAGAGGUUUCUACGAGGGCCGGAUCGCAGAGGCAAUAGUCAAGGUGGUCCAGGAUCUCGGAGGCUACAUUUCCCUCGAUGACCUCAAGCAUCACGCGGAAGCUGGCACUCAAGCAACGGACGCUAUCUCGCUCAAGUUCAGUGGCCAGAAUAUCGUGGAGAACCAACGUGCCGGCACGGAUGACGGCGCCCACCACGGCGUCGAAAUCUGGGAACACCCACCCAACGGACAGGGUAUCGUCGCCCUGAUGGCAUUGGGAAUCCUCGAGGAACUCGAACGCACACACAAAAUUCCACAAUUCACUGAGGACCAGCACAACUCGGCCGAGUACCUACACGCCGUGAUUGAAAGUCUCCGUAUCGCCUUCGCAGAUGCUUCCUGGUGGGUCACAGACCCCGACGUCGAGAAAGUCCCAACAAAAGAACUCAUCUCCCAGCGCUACCUGACUGAACGCGCCAAACUCUUCAAUCCAGACCAAGCAUCCAAUGUUCUCGACCAUGGCAGUCCCGCACACAACCACUGCGAUACAGUGUACUUCGCCGUAACUGACAAGGAUGGCAACGGCAUCUCUUUCAUUAACAGCAAUUACGCCGGAUUCGGAACAGGAAUCAUCCCCCAGGGCUGCGGGUUCACUUUGCAGAACCGCGGAUGUAACUUCUCGCUUACAGCUGGACACCCCAAUGCUCUGGCUCCUCGCAAGAGACCCUACCACACCAUCAUCCCUGCCAUGAUCACGAACUCCACAGAUGGCUCGCUGCACUCCGUAUACGGCGUUAUGGGCGGGUUCAUGCAGCCCCAGGGCCACGUGCAAGUCCUGCUAAACAUGCUAGCGUUCAAGUACCACCCACAGGCAGCUCUGGAUGCACCACGGAUUUGUCUUGCGGCUACGUCUCCAGAGCCCGGGAAGGAUAUGGACCGGACAGUCUUUGUUGAGGAAGGGGUUAGUGAGAAGGCUGUUGAGGGGUUGAAGAAAAAGGGACAUAAGAUCCAGGUGUUGGAGGGGUGGAAGAGGGGUAUGUUUGGGAGGGGACAGAUUAUUAGGUCUCACUAUGAUGAUGGAGUUCUGGUGUAUAGUGCGGGUAGUGAUCCGAGAGGCGAUGGCAUGGCUAUUCCUGUCGUAUAA
Molecule: messenger RNA, 1824 nt
Organism: Aspergillus chevalieri
Lineage: Eukaryota; Fungi; Ascomycota; Eurotiomycetes; Eurotiales; Aspergillaceae
Product: gamma-glutamyltransferase family protein
Exons: 3
Coding region: 1-1824 (607 amino acids)
Source: RefSeq, a predicted model, not a curated record